UAACAACCACACUGGAGUACUUGGGCAUAUCGCUUCAGUCCUCCACCAUGUCCGACGGAGGGGAUCCGUCGUAUAUCGACUAUGAAGCGUUUCUGGACCCGGACUUCUCCGCCACAUCCUUUGCGAACACGCUCGUGCUUGCGACCAACAAUCCUUCUGACACCCCGCUAGACCUUUCGACACCCCUCUCACGCGUCCUGUUCGAUGUGCAAGAGAUUGAUACGCAUAUCGACACUCUCACUACCAAAUCAGCUCUUCCGCUGCUGGAAUAUACCAAGAACAAUGCCGAGUCCAGCGGGACAAUCCUCAAGGACGUCGAGGGGCAGGUCGCUACCCUGACCGAAUCAUACAAAACUUUGGAGAAAGAGGUCAUUGAGCGAUAUGAAGUCGCAGAACAAGUUCGCUUGACUGCUGAGAGGCUAGUCCAUACAGUCAAGAUUGGUAGAGCAGUUGCAAGAUGCUUGGCACUUGGAAGGCAGUUGGAAGUGCGCAUGUCCGAGCUGGGAGGUGUUGGCAGUGCGAAGAAAGAGGACCAUAGGGCUAUGGUUCGGUCUGCGGAUACAAUCCUGUCACUGCGCCAGAUGUUCAUGGCUACUAGACCUGGCGAGGAAGGAGAAGGGUUGGACAAGGUCAAUGCCGUCAACACGCUGAAGAACGAGUUGGUUGCUCCUGGAGAGCGGAGCAUUUCGUCGAGAGCGCAGCAGGUGGUCAAGGAGUUCUCCAUGUCUUCGCUCCUUUCGUCCUCUGGACAGUCUUCCGCCUCUACAUUUGCACAAACCGAAGACACAAAGGCGAGGACCACCUCAGCAUUGCAGACCCUUUAUCUAUUAUCGCCCUCAUCGGCCAGCACAACAAUUUCUUCCUUCGAGCCUACCCUGAUGUUGAGUGCUUUGCAAGACUACCUCCAGACUCAAUUGAAGGCUUCCAUAGCAUCGCUGGCAAGAGCACUCGCAACUCUCCCUACAUUGGACCGGACAAUGCUCGAGAUUUCGGCUCGCUGCCAGAAUAUUGUAGCGCUUGAAACAUUGCUGGCAGGCAUCAAACGCCCAUCGCAUCCGCUACUGCAAGCAGACGAAGCUUCAGAGGGGGUAUCUCCGAACUUCCUGCAAUCCCUUCUGCAAGCACUGGACACGUCUUCGCUCGCGUCAUAUUUUUGGAGGACCUUUGCCUCGAAUAUGGCGCCCAGGGUUCAAGAAAUCAUGCAGCGCGGGGGGGUAUCCGCAAGGACCCUGCGCUCAAACAAGGAUAGGGUCCGUGAUCUUAUCCGAGAGUGCGUCAAUCGUGGAUCACAGCUGCCGGGUGCAUCGUCGGGCAAGGGCAGGGGCAAGGGGGUUAUUGCGGGGAGCUGGGAACGUGAGGCUGCUGUCAUGGUCGGAGCCAUUGUAGGCCAAAUAAGAUAG
Periconia digitata is the source of this 1400-nucleotide messenger RNA. The record is from the annotation of a GenBank genome assembly. Lineage: Eukaryota; Fungi; Ascomycota; Dothideomycetes; Pleosporales; Periconiaceae.